UUUAUGGCCACGAGGCCGGAGCGAACUUUCCCGAAUGCAAAACGAAAUGUUUAUCUAAACCUGUUCAUGCUUUUAGGUUAUUAGAUAGAUUUUCAGUAGUCUUUUAGUGAUUCCUCUGUAUCAGUUGUUUAAUUUCCACACUUCGGUGGUGAAAUGUUGAAGUAAAACAACACCCGAACAUUUCCGAAUCUUCUCAAUGGCUAAUGCAAGUAUGCGUGCAUCAUCCAUUAAUUAUUGACAUAAAUUUCCACCAGCCGAAAUUACAUUUGGUUUGAGUGCAGUUGUAGAAAGGUUAUGGCCUCUCACCGCCUACCGAGUUUGUUAAGCAAACGAUCUUUGAUCAGAUCAGUACAACUUCAUUCGUUCUCUCUAGCUAACGGAAAAUGCUCCAACGAAAGAAUUCUCACCGGAGAAACGAUGAAUCCAUUCGUGAAACAGAUAGAGUAUGCAGUCAGAGGGGCGAUUGUUGAGCGAGCCUCGGCCUUGGAGAAAGAACUGGCGAAGGGUGCACAGAAACCUUUCAAUGAGGUAAUAAAAGCAAACAUUGGAGAUGCUCAUGCCCUUGGAAUGAAACCACUUACUUUCCCACGACAGGUUAUUGCCAUGUGUGUAUGUCCAGAACUUAUUGAUACAGCUGACUUUCCUUCUGAUGCAAAAGCAAAAGCCAGGAGCAUAUUGAAUGCCACAAAGGGUCACAGUAUGGGUGCAUACUCAGAUUCUCAAGGUCUGGAAGAUAUUCGGAAAAAUGUGGUCAAAUACAUCAGUGAACGUGAUGGUUACCCAUCAGAUCCUUGUCACAUUUACCUCACAAGUGGUGCCAGUGAGGGUAUAAGAUCUAUAUUAAAAUUACUUCAAACAAGUGUCAACACUGGAAAUAACAGGGCUGGUAUUAUGAUUCCGAUACCACAGUAUCCCCUCUAUUCAGCGACAUUGUCUGAGCUGAACUCUUAUCAGAUCAACUAUUACCUUGAUGAAGCCAAUGGAUGGGCACUAGACACUGAAGACAUGAAAAGGGCUUUAAAUGAGGCCAGACCUAAUUGUAUACCACGUGCUUUGUGUGUCAUAAAUCCUGGUAAUCCAACAGGGCAAGUUCUUUCUUAUGACAACAUCAAAGACAUCAUUAAAUUCUGUAAAGAUGAGAAACUUGUUUUACUCGCAGAUGAGGUCUACCAAGCAAAUAUUUAUGGAGAAGGUGCCAAAUUCCACUCCUUCAAAAAGGUCCUUAGAGACUUGGGCCCAGAUUAUGAGGACUUUGAACUGAUUUCAUUCCAUUCAACAUCCAAAGGAUUCCUUGGAGAAUGUGGCUUUAGAGGAGGUUAUAUGGAAAUUACAGGAAUGGAUGAUGAAGUCAGAUUUCAGUUGAAAAAGAUGAUGUCAGCAAAACUUUGUGCUUGUAUCACAGGACAGGCAAUGAUGGACUGCUUAGUUAGUCCGCCUCAACCUGGUGACAUAUCAUAUAACACAUUCAUUGAGGAGAAAAAAGCAGUACUUCAGUCAUUUAAAGACAGGGCUAAACUGGUUGCCGAGACGUUCAACUCAAUGGAGGGUAUUAAAUGUAAUGAAGUUAUGGGUGCCAUGUAUGCCUUCCCUAAUGUGUCAAUCCCUAAGAGGGCACAAGAAGAGGCAAAGUCCAGAGGUAUGCAUCCUGACAGUUUUUAUGCUCUGGAGUUGUUGGAGAAAACAGGACUGUGUGUUGUCCCAGGAAAUGGUUUUGGACAAAGAGAUGGAACAUUCCAUUUCAGGCUGACAAUCUUGCCUCCCAUUGAAGCACUCAAGCCUCUGUUUGAACGUUUUAAAGUCUUCCAUCAAGAGUUUAUGCAAAAAUACAGAGAUUCCAACUCUGCCUUAUAACUCAGUGGGAUUGAGUUACUAGGAUUACUAAAUUUUGUAAUAUAAUUUAUGAUAUGUUAUUUCUUGGAUCUGAAUGGGAAUGUUAUGUAGAAUACUUGACUUUUCUGGUUUAUGUGGAAACAUUAACCUGCAAAAUAAGCCACUUUCAAGAUGUCUAAAGUGUAUCAUUAAAAGGAAGCCAAUUACAUUGCCUUCGAUCUGAGAAUGAAUUUUAUUUCAAGCAAAGAAAACUCAUUUUCAUAAGACUAAGUUCUACUCUUGGCUUUAUUUUGAAAAUGAGGGUAUGAAGAUCACUGAAAUGGCCUGUAACUAGCGUGGGUGACCUUUUUUUACUUGAGAAUUGCAAUUUUGAAGUGUCCAAAGAUCUCAAGAUCGAUAGUACAAGUACUUGUCAAGACUAAAAGUACCAAAUCAAACAUAACUUUUUUUUGUAGUGUUAUUGUAAAUAUAAAGUUGAAAUUAAUAAGGUUGAGGUUUUCCAUUGUGGUGAGAGAAAAUUAUUCUCAAAGUUUCCAAUUAGUGUUUGUGUCACAGUGAGGUCAGCUAUGACAAACAGUAGAUCCCAACAUUUCAUCAGCAUACUGGUAACUUAUCGCACAUGACAGUUAUCAUUGUUCAGUUGAAAUGCCAUGAUCUACCAUCUGGCCACGGUGUGAUAAGAAACAUUGAUACCUCAUAAACUAUUAUGUGUUGCAAGCACAUUUUGUUACCAUCAACAUCGAACACUUGAAAUAUUUAUUGUGUGUGCAUUACAAUUAAGAUUAAAGCAUUAGUUUAAUUUAUUAUAUUUAUGAAUUAAAAAGUUAUUCACCAGAUGUACAUCAGAUCAAUGCAGUGAAAUUCAAGAGACAAGGUUCAGUGCAUCUUUAGAUGUUUGUUAAAUCAAAUUUCUUUUCACUUGGUUGCUUAACUCUUGGGUAACCUUCAACUCCCAUAAGUGACCAAGACAGAAUUUUCCCUUUACAACAUCAAUGUAAUAGCAGGCAGACAAGUGAUGAGAAUUGAAAAAAGUGUCAAUUAGGGGAUUAUUAAUUGUUUCAAUACCAAAUUCUCCAAACUGACCUAACUAAUAAUUGUAUGGCAGACAGUAGAGAGAAUUACAAAUGAGAUUUGGGAACAAAUAUUUGUUCCCCUCACAGUAAUAGGUGUUUCUUUUGAACACCUCCACCUGUCUUGACAUGAAAUGGCUCAAUACUUUCCUUUAAAACUUCAAUCAGCUUUUGAGACCCCCUCCUUGUAAGAGAGGUGGCAGUGACCCUGCUUGCAAUUCGUGUAGUUGUUCUCUAUAAAAGUAUAUUUUGUAUCAGUGAUUUUUUUUUGGCACAACAUGAAUGACCAUAACUAUCAGCUUAUUUUGUGAGGUUUCCAUGACACAACAGCUUUCGCGUAAGAAGUAAACAGCAUGCUUCCCCAUAAUUUUUACCUCUUUUUAAAUAGGUGAGGAAAUUAAACAGCAGUUUGCUUCA
Messenger RNA from Pocillopora damicornis (cauliflower coral), 3317 nucleotides. Its product is annotated as alanine aminotransferase 2. The record is from RefSeq and is a predicted model, not a curated record. Gene Ontology annotation, molecular function: pyridoxal phosphate binding; transaminase activity. Lineage: Eukaryota; Metazoa; Cnidaria; Anthozoa; Scleractinia; Pocilloporidae. Gene Ontology annotation, biological process: biosynthetic process.